AUGGCUUUCACGACACCUCCGCCCUUCGCAUCAUCCUCUUCCACCUCACCUCGUUUACUCCUCUUCACCACCCUAUUCCUCUCCUACCUCACCGCCCUCUUCACCUCCAUCAUCAUACACCGCCUCUUCUUCCACCCCCUACGCCACAUCCGCGGUCUAUUUUUGGCCAAGAUAACCAAGCUCACGAGCCUGUACGCAGCUCGCAACGGCCAAAAGCACCUCGAGCAAGCGGCCCUGUUUGAAAAAUACGGCAACUUUGUGCGCGUAGCCCCUAACGAAGUCUUUAUGUGUUCGGUCGAAGGGAUCAGAAAGAUCCACGUGAGAGACAGCGGAUGCAGGAAGCUGAAUGCCGGAGUCUAUGAUGUUAUCCAUUCCGAGGGGGAGUAUAACCUCGACUCCAUUAUGACGAGGGAAGAACACGCGCCUCGGAGAAAGGUGGGGGAGCGGGCGUUUUCUACCAAGGGCGAGUACAAAGCGUAG
Molecule: messenger RNA, 480 nt
Organism: Podospora pseudopauciseta
Lineage: Eukaryota; Fungi; Ascomycota; Sordariomycetes; Sordariales; Podosporaceae
Exons: 2
Coding region: 1-480 (159 amino acids)
Molecular function (GO): iron ion binding; heme binding; monooxygenase activity
Source: RefSeq, a predicted model, not a curated record